CAAACCAAAAACUUUCUAUAAAAUAGAACUCCGACGACUCCAAUUCCAAAUUUCCAACAUAAUCGAGAUUUUAGGGUUCGUCCAUACUCUUUCCUUACUUCUGAUAACUAUCCGAUCCAUUGGCGUGAGGGAGAAACAAAGAUGCCUCAGAGGCACUCGAAGAACAACAAUGAUCUCGCUUUCUUCACUUACGACGAGAAGCGCAAGCUAGGCUACGGCACGCAGCGGGAGAGGCUUGGCAAGGACUCCAUCAAGCCUUUCGAUGCCUGCUCCCUCUGCAUCAAGCCCCUCAUCGACCCCUUGUGCUGCCUUAAAGGCCACGUAUUCUGUAAGGAAUGCAUUCUCGAGUGCCUUCUUUCCCAGAAGAAGGACAUCCAGAGGAGGCUAGCUGCUCAUACUUCUCAGCAGAAGCAAGAAAAGGAAGAGGAAGCAGAGAAGCUAAUGUUGCAGAAAGCCAGAGAACUUGAUGCAUUUGAUCAGCAAAACCAUGGUGCAGUGCCACAGUACAAUGAUAGAAACCACAGCCAAGACAAGAAUGGCUUCCACGGGGCAAAUAGUGUGAAGGUCACUUCUUAUGAGGAAGAGGCUCUUCGGACAAUGAAGGCAUUUUGGCUACCUUCUGCCACGCCUGAAGCUCCUGUUAAAGUAGAAGCCCCCUCCAUUAGUACAGUCUGUCCACAAGGCAAUGAGAAACUCAAGCUGAAGACUCUCUUCCCUAUCUACUUCACUGAAGACACUAGCGACCAGAAGAAAUCCAAGUUUCUCGAGAAGACCCAUAUCUGCCCUAGCUGCAAGGUUACUUUGACCAAUACAUUGUCACUUGUGGCCCUUAGCUCGUGCGGGCAUGUCUUCUGCAAGAAGUGUGCUGACAAGUUUAUGGUGGUUGAUAAGGUUUGUCUGGUCUGCAACAAACCAUGUAAAGAGAGGAAUUUGGUGAACUUGGAGAAAGGUGGGACAGGCUUUGCUGGCCAUGGGGAUCACCUUGAAGCCACGGCCUUUAAGCAUUUGGGGAGUGGUUCGGGAUUGGGUUUGACGAGACCUGCGAUGAAAACUUGAACUGCUGAAUUUCUUUCGAUAAACUGUACACAACUACCCUUGUCCCAAAAGAGCAAAACGUGCAGCAAGUUGCUUCUGUUUUGAUUUAGAUUGCCGACAUUACCCUUGGUGCUUAAUCUGUUAUUGGGGUUUUUAUUCUGUGAUUAGGGAUUACUAAUGCAUCCUUAACCCCCCCCCCCCCCUCUCUCUCUCUCUCUCUCUCUCUCUCUCUCUCUCUCUCUCUCUCCCCCAUCGCUCCUUUGUCAUCUGUAAACCUUAGUAAUGCUAUGCAGUUUGUUCAACCCUA
Molecule: messenger RNA, 1342 nt
Organism: Carya illinoinensis
Lineage: Eukaryota; Viridiplantae; Streptophyta; Magnoliopsida; Fagales; Juglandaceae
Product: E3 ubiquitin-protein ligase CSU1
Exons: 2
Coding region: 142-1056 (304 amino acids)
Cellular component (GO): nucleus
Molecular function (GO): ubiquitin protein ligase activity
Source: RefSeq, a predicted model, not a curated record